AUGUCAAAAAAUAAUACAACUUAUCAAAUACAAAGAUCUCAAUUUUUAUUUAGGGACAACAUACAGACUCCUUAUAUAACUAACCCAUUUGGAAAACACUUAUCUCAAUUUACAAAAACCGUAAAACCCCUAAGAGUAAAUCCUCAUUCUCGAGCAGAUGGACCUUUAAUAAGAUCUCAGCAAUUUAUUAGAACCCCUUCUCCCCAGAAAACCUUUAUUAAUUCUUAAUUUAAAAGUCUAAUGUUUUUAUGGACUACUCUUGGAGAUUCUGGGCUAGGAAGAGAGGGAAAGUACGGCCAUGCCCAAAUGGUGUUUACUUCUACCAUCCGACAAUGUCCAAAUGAUAACGAUAAUGAUUUUAUCAGAAAUUAUAUUUUUAGAUCAGACUGAGAUUUUAUCAGAAAUUAUUUGGGACAGCUCUUAGAAGGCAGAAGUAAUUUAACUAAAUUCAUUAAUUCUCUAAACCUUCUAUGUCAAGUUACCUUUCUUUGAAUUAUCAUCUAGGAAGACGCGUUCGGUACCUGUCUAGCCUCUGACUCAACCCAAUCUUGAUAAUUUUUUCUUUUGGAGUCUUAGGCAGCUCUUAGGUCCGUCGUGCGGUCAAAGGUUCUCCACGCCUUAGACUUGCGUUUCAAUGAUAGAAUUAAAUUUACUCGGGAUAAGACUCCAGCACUGCAGAUCUCUGGGCCUGGAUACUCUGCCUUUGUAGGACAAAUUCGCUGAGAGAAGCCAAACCUCAUAAUUAAAAUUGGACAAAGUGGAAUUUCUGUUCGGAAAAAGAAAAUUCGGGUGGCUCCAUAUUUUUAUUGUCUUGAAAUCCUUUAUCAGUUUUUCUCGCCAAGAGACAUUUGAAAUUUCUCCUUUCCAACGAUCUUAUUCUCGCACCAAUUCCACUCCACGAUUGAAGCGACCUCCAACCCAAACAAGUUUUUCAAUGACCAAACAGAUGUCCUUUCAAAGACUGCCAAGUCCUACAAGUAAAGAUUAA
This is a messenger RNA of Blepharisma stoltei, 988 nucleotides long. The record is from the annotation of a GenBank genome assembly. NCBI's taxonomy places the organism in Eukaryota, Ciliophora, Heterotrichea, Heterotrichida, Blepharismidae.